Molecule: messenger RNA, 894 nt
Organism: Meloidogyne enterolobii
Lineage: Eukaryota; Metazoa; Nematoda; Chromadorea; Rhabditida; Meloidogynidae
Source: the annotation of a GenBank genome assembly
UCAAAACUUGAUUUGGACAGGAUUUCAUUUUCUGCUGAUGCUGCGAAAGAUAUUGUACUUUCUGGUGUAUCGGGUAAACUGAAGCGUUUGGAGCUGUGGUGUCAACUUGCGUGGGAUAUGCUUGGAGGUAUUGUGUUGGACCAGCAUGAUAUUGAUAUGGUUGAGGGAAUUCUGCUGACUGUGGGGCGAUCGAUUAAUUCAAUCGACAAUGUUAAGAAUGGGAUUGAGGAGUGAUUGAUGAAAAAAAAAUUUUGAGUUUCUGAGGCCUUUGUUUAAAAAAAAUUUUUUUGUUUUGGAUAAUUGUUUUCCAAUUUUGUUAUUGUUUGUUAAAUAAACAUUCUUCCAAUUCUUUUUAAUUUCAGCAAAGAGAUUUUAAAUAUGCUUAUUUUUACAUUUAUUUCUGUUUUUUGAUUACUUUACUAAAAUUUGUUUUUUUAUUCAGCUUUUUAUCUAAGAGAUUUUGAACACAAAAUGGAAAGCCUGCUCUUGCUUGGCAGUAAUAACAAUAAUGUUAUUUUCGAACAAGAAUGGGCAAAAUCUCUGCCUGUGGUUAGAAAUUUGCUUUGCAGACAGAACGUUUCCAAAUUUGAAUGGCAAGAUUUAUUCAGCACAAACAACAGAAUCACUUCUUGGGUCGACUCUGGCAAUGAUAAAUUACUUUCAGUAUUAAAAGAGGAAUUGACCAAACAUGUUGGUGAAGCUGCUAAUAAAAUUCUGCCUCAUUCUGACGUCGAUUCUCUGCUCAAGGCAUAUAUCCAAGAAUGGGAAGGUUAUUCAAUUUUAUGUCGCUACUUGCCUCUUCCAUUUUGUUUUGUUGAAAAAAGGGAGAAGGAAUCAAAAAGUGGAAAAAAUAAACAAGGAAUGCAAGUUAGAGAGGUUUUUUUGAAAUUUUAA